AUUAUUAUAUGUACACGCGGAUUCACCUCUGGUCUGGUUGUGUGCCGCGUGUUUGUUCGGUACAAUAAUUAUUAUAAUAAUAUUUUAUUUAUUAAACACCAAUAACACGGUGCACAUUGAUCAUUGACAAUAAAAAGCGAUCGCACGUUGUUCCGUCACGUUCGCGACACUACAUCGUUAUUAUUAUUAUUAUUAUUAUUAUUAUUAUUAAUUUUACCCGUGGUUAUUGUUAUUGUUAACGUCGCGCUGUACCUACAUAAUAUCUGUCGGCCUGCACCGCCAUUCGUCUGGAAGUGAAUUUCAAAAACAGUUUUAGCGUAUUUUUCACAUAGCUGGAUUUCACGCAUCGCCGUCACACGUCGGAUCUGUCUGUGCCAUCGCAUGCGGUUCAUACGAAUAUCGAUAUCGUCAGGUAUAUUAUAAAUUCGCGGUCCAGCAACAAUCAUGUGACACGAAUCACACGCACGGGAACCGAAUGAAAAUCUGACUCGUAGUCUCCUCUCUCGAACCCUGCGAUCGACGUCUGUGAUCGACGGCCGUAUCCAUAUUUUAUUCAGUUGACGACGACUACGACGAAGACAACGACAAAAGCUCUGUCGGUUUUUGCGACAGCAGUGCAGCAGCAGAAUCAUCGGCGCAUCUGCGAGGUGGACCGUCCGCGUUUAAUAUGCUACGUAUAUCAAAUUUCACCAAACGACAGUGGUUGACGUUAAUCGUGUUCAGUAUCGCCGACUUUUGUAACGCCAUUUGCGUAUCGUUGCAGGCUCCGUUUUAUCCGCAAGAGGCUGAAAAGAAAGGAGCCACUGCAACAGAAUAUGGUUUGGUGUUUGGUGUUUUUGAACUGGUCGUGUUUUUAAUCAGUCCCGUUUAUGGAAAACACUUGAAUAGGAUUGGUCCCAAAAAUCUGUUCAAUGGAGGAAUAUUCACUACAGGAGUAUGUGCCAUUUUAUUUGGAUUUUUGGACAGGGUGGAAGGCCAUUAUCUAUUCAUCAUAUUAUCAUUCGUCAUACGUAUCGUCGAAGCGAUGGGAAAUGCGGCAUUUUUGACAGCCAGUUUUGCCAUCAUUGCUAUGGAGUUUCCGGACAAUGUGGCUACCACAUUUGCUUCUCUUGAGACAUUUUUUGGACUUGGGCUGAUUGUUGGACCAACCGUUGGCGGAGCUUUGUAUCAAGUCGGAGGCUUUGUAACUCCAUUUUUAGUUUUGGGCUCUACGCUUUUCCUUUCGGCUAUCAUGACUGCGUUUGUGUUACCCGACCACCCGAAUCGUAGAAAUGACGUCACUAGUGAUGCUAGUCUGUUGAAAGUAUUGAAAAUUCCUGGCAUAAUGUUAGCGGCCGCUAGUAUUAUCGUGACGUCUAUGAGCAUCGGGUUCUUGUCGGCCACCUUGGAACCACAUCUCAGACAAUUCAAAUUGUCUCCAAUGGUCUUGGGGCUGAUGUUCGUCAUAAAUGGUGGGACUUAUGCAUUGACAGCGCCCUGGUGGGGUUGGCUGUGCGACAAAGUGCUGCCUGCCAAGGUCGUCACGUUGCUGGGUUGCAUCAUACUCAUGAUCGGAUUCAGUCUUAUCGGCCCGGUGCCAUUCCUUGACAGACCGACGGAAUUUUCCGUCACCAUACUAGGACUAGUGAUGCACGGCAUGGGAAUCGGCGCACAACUUGUUGCAUCGUUCACCGACGCUCUGCGGACCGCCAUUCAGCACGGGUUCGCAAACAACCUUGAAACUUACGGUCUGAUAUCGGGACUUUGGACUUCCACUUUUGCACUCGGAGCUUUUAUCGGUCCUUCCAUUGCUGGUGUGCUGUACGAUAUCGUAGGAUUCGGCGCAGCUACUUUAUUCGUUAUCGUCUUAUCUGCUGUUGUGGGUGUUGCCGUAGCGCUGUUUUUGAUUUUCUCCCGGCCGCCGAGGCUGGUCAAGGACGUGCACAGUCUAGAUAACUUGAUGGAUCCACUGGUCAAGUCUGUGACGGAGAACGGUGGAGGGUACAACGGGCUCAUGACGUCAGCGCUCACGUGCCCAGUGCCCCCGGAAAGGCCACCCGGCAUGGAUGGCAUAAUCGCGUGUAGCAGCUACAAGAAUCGGUUGGGCACGUGGAACCGGAAGGAGAGCGAACUGGUCAUUGGCAGCCAUAUUGGCAACAGCUACGCCGACGAGACCAGAGGUCUGCUGGGCUGACCACCGCUGCACGUUUUAUGAUUAUUACGUUGUUAUAAUAUCAUGAUAUAUUAUCAUCACUACUCCCACGCGCCGCUUUUGUAAUUUCCCGAUGUACUCGUAUAAUAUUUUGUUGUUUUUAAAUUAUUUGUUUUUGUUUUUUGAGUUUUUGAAAUAUUGAAUAAUGAUAGUCGUGUAAGCAGUUUAGGCCAGUUUUCACUCUCUUCCUCACACUGCCGUGUUUUAUUCAUCUCACAAAACUUUACCAACACACUUUACAGAUAAAUACCGACUUCCUGGCGUGACUACCAAAACCACCACCUCCCAUUUUAUAGGUAUAGUCACCGUCAUCAAUCCUGUUAUCGUUG
Molecule: messenger RNA, 2520 nt
Organism: Myzus persicae (green peach aphid)
Lineage: Eukaryota; Metazoa; Arthropoda; Insecta; Hemiptera; Aphididae
Product: MFS-type transporter SLC18B1-like
Exons: 12
Coding region: 668-2173 (501 amino acids)
Biological process (GO): transmembrane transport
Molecular function (GO): transmembrane transporter activity
Source: RefSeq, a predicted model, not a curated record